Amoebophrya sp. A120 is the source of this 271-nucleotide messenger RNA. Lineage: Eukaryota; Dinophyceae; Syndiniales; Amoebophryaceae. The record is from the annotation of a GenBank genome assembly.
GGCCAUUAAUGUGCGGCGGCCGGCGAUGGCCGGCCGGUGGCCGUGUGGCUUGUGGUCACAUUCGCGCCCCUCUGCCUCGCCGCGGGCCCGCCGCCCCCCCCUGGGAUGACCGCAAACGACCUCGCGCACGCAGGCCACCCCAGUAAGUUUGCAGCUUCCCGGCCGUCGCGAGCGGCGCCAGGCGCAAUAUCUGCGCGCCUGCUGCCACUAGUGCCACCUCUACGUCUACCUCAACGCAUUAACUCACUGCGGGUUACAUAGUGAGUGCAAC